AUGCGACUCAUCCACGUUACUACCAUACUCGACUUUGAGACGAGUAUCAAUCAGGGGAGAGGCAUUGACCGUUCAACAGAAAUCCUGAGAGAGUUUUACGGUCCGGCUCUCGCAGCGAAAGAGUAUGCCAUAUUGUCACAUUGCUGGGGUGUAGCAGAGAACGGCGAGAAAGAAGUGUCAUUCCAGGAGAUGGAACAGCUGGCGACUACGUACAACAAGACGAGGAAUGAGAUCAGGGGGCGUACCGGAUACAAGAAGGUAAUCGACGCCUGCAAGCAGGCCAAAGUGGAUGGUCUGGAGUGGGUGUGGGUCGAUACCUGUUGUAUCGAUAAGAAGAGCAGUUCGGAACUAUCAGAAGCGGUCAACUCCAUGUGCCAGUGGUACGCAAACGCAAACCAAUGCUAUGUCUACCUCCACGACUCCACUGGCUCUAUCCGCUCUUCUGCCAAGUGGUUCACCCGAGGUUGGACUCUUCAAGAACUCAUCGCACCCAAGGUUGUCCACUUCUUUGAUUCCAAGUGGGAACGCUUGGGAAACAAGGAACAAUUUGCAUCCAAUCUUAGUAGGAUCACACGCAUCCCGGAGAACAUUUUGAAACAUGGCCUGAAUUCCGAACGCCCCAGCAUUGCCCAGAUUAUGUCCUGGGCUGCUGACCGGGUUACGACACGAGAGGAAGAUCGUGCAUAUUCGCUACUGGGACUGCUUGGUGUCCACAUACCGAUGUUAUAUGGGGAGGGGAAGAACGCGUUUCGCCGUUUGCAGCUGGAAAUCAUACGCUCGUCCAAUGACCAGAGUAUCUUCGCGUGGGGCCAAACAAAGGAUGCCGGGUGGUCUAACAGCUUCUUGGCAGACGACCCAAGCUACUUCAGGGAUUGUUCUGAUGUCAUUUCAUUGUCCCCCGAUGAAUUCACUCGCUUUCUCACCAAGUACCGUCACAUCCCGGAAGACGAGCUCAGCCAAAUUCCUGCUGAACGGCUUCGCACAUUCACGGUUACAAAUGAUGGCAUACAGAUAUGGCUACCCACGGUAACUCUCGGGCCAUACGCUGAGGUCCAGUUGGCGUGCCAGAAGUCCAGUAGGAAUGCUCUCACCAAUUGUACUACUAUGAACCUGGCGUUCUUCGAAUCUGGCUGCUUCAGAUUUUUCGGCGGCAAAAUACCUAACUCGGGGCCGAUGGAAUUCAAGCCACAUUUCCUUCCUUACAAAGACGUGACACAGAAUUCCAGCAGCUUUACCUUCGAAUUAGAUUGCCAGAGUCUUGCCGUUCAUGGCUUCGUCGGACAUAGUGUCGAACCCAAGAGUGUACAAGCCAAAGGCGACUCGGUCACCCUCUCGAAGGAUAACGAUUUCGCUACCGUUACUUAUGUGCAUAAACGACAUAAGACAUGCUUGGCAGUGGUUCCCAUUUACUUCCGUGGCCGAGGCCGUGUGUUUAUCAUCUCUUCCCGAAAUUCGUCCUGGAUUCCAUAUCUGCGUCUUCAUGUCUUGAAGGCAUUCCUCAAAAUCUGGAAAGACGAAGGGUGCCAUGUGGGGCAUGCCCAUGCUCCUCGAUCUAUCCGGCAUUUGUCCGAUGUCCUGGUUGCUGUCCGUCGCGAAUGGAAUCGGUGGGUCGGCGUACUGCUUUCCAAUCCGGAUGCCCAUGUGCGCUAUUGUCUAAAGUUUACAUCUCUGCAGGAGGCUCCCCAGCUACCCAGUGUACCAAUGAAACCCACGUCUUUAUAUUCAGUGAAUGUAUGCUCGGAGUUGAUGGCAGACCUCUGGAACAUUAGGUUUAAAUUCUCUGAGCUUGUUGGAUGGGCUCCGUACGUGGUAGGGACUGUCGAAGCUGCCACUAAAUACUUCAUGGAUAUGUUUGGCGUCAGCAACUUUCACAAUUUCAUCGGGGAGAUAACAUUCUUUAAGGAACUGACUUUGAUCAUGGGAUCAGACGUCAGUGGUAGACUCUGCACAGGGGAAGAUAGAAAGGAAGACGAACAGGUAACUGAGGUGGCGCAGGAGCAACGCAUCAACGCGUCAGUAAAAUACUUGGUGCAGAUUAAGGACUCGUGGCUCGACAUCGAGCCACGAUUUAGCCACCCCACUCGAGCAAAAUUGUGGGAGGAGGCAAUGAAAUGGAGGCUGGAGCCAGUUGCCGCCAAGCUCCUUCGAGUAAUCGGUACUGCCUAUGAACCGUCUGAUUCCCACUCAACGCAAGGCCUUAAGUUCAGCAAACAGGAACUUCUGUCCAACCUACAAGAAAUCAAGAAACUCCAAGAAACCCUUGCUGAAAUUGAUGAUGACAACGGAAAUAACAACAACAAUAAUGCUAAAAGGCGGGCACUGGUGGAAGAUGUUGCGGGAAGGAUCUUACUAACAUUCUGGCGCGGGAUCUCCUCCGAGGUUUCACACAUGCUAGACAAAGUUGCUGAUCGCUUUCUGAAUGAUGAGGCAAUCACGAUGACUCCGGACCUGGUACAGUCCCGAAGACAUCGCCUUUUCAAUAUCGGACGGAUUCUCUUGCAAGUAGCCUCCUCUAACUCAGAUGACGGCCUGGAUCCACUCCAACGGAUGAUGGACGACGCGGCCGAUGGUGUUUCGAAAUAUCAAUUAAUUCUCGCUGAACUAGCUCGGCGAUCAGAAAAAACGAAUGCGACCAAGAAUGUGCUGAAUGGCCGAAGUUGUUGA
Molecule: messenger RNA, 2664 nt
Organism: Pisolithus orientalis
Lineage: Eukaryota; Fungi; Basidiomycota; Agaricomycetes; Boletales; Pisolithaceae
Product: heterokaryon incompatibility protein-domain-containing protein
Exons: 13
Coding region: 1-2664 (887 amino acids)
Source: RefSeq, a predicted model, not a curated record